AUGACAUGGAAAAAGAUAAAUGAUUUAAACAAAAACCAUAAAGAUAAUAAAACUACACAGAAAACCUUGAAAAUUGGUCAGGCGUUUGAUAUUCUUUUAAAACUGGAAUAUAAGGGAAAAUCUUUAACAGAUCCAGUCCAUACUUUAAAGGAUAAAUGGAAUCUUCUUCCGGCAUUCUUGAAAGUUAAAGGACUUAUUAAACAACAUACAGAUUCAUUUAACUAUUUUGUUGACGUAGAUCUUAAAAAGAUUGUUAAAGCAAAUGAAAAAGUAACAAGCGAUGUUGAACCAUGGUUUUAUUUAAAAUAUACUAAUAUUCAAGUUGGAUUUCCUACACGUCAAGAUCAAGAUGCUAUUGAUAAUUCAAUAGCUCCUCAUGAAUGUCGCUUGAGAGAUCUUACAUACGCAGCUCCUAUAAUUGUGGACAUUGAAUAUACAAGGGGAAAACAAGUAGUAAGGAGAAAAGGUGUUCAAAUUGGUCGUUUACCUAUUAUGUUAAGAAGUAAUAAAUGUAUUUUAUUUAAUAAGACAGAAGCACAAAUUACAAGGAUGAAUGAGUGUCCACUUGAUCCUGGUGGAUACUUUAUUGUUAAAGGUACUGAAAAAGUCAUUCUUGUACAAGAACAACUUAGUAAAAAUCGUAUUAUCGUUGAGGCAGAACCAAAAAAAGGUUUGGUACAGGCUUCUGUUAUCAGUUCUACACAUGAGCGUAAAUCCAAAACAUAUGUUUUAACUAGGAAUACAAAAAUAUAUCUCAAACAUAACUCAAUUGCAGAAGAUGUUCCAAUUGUACUAAUAUUUAAAGCAAUGGGUCUUCAAUCAGAUAGAGAAAUCCUUGAACUUGUCGCAGGAUUAGAUCCUGUUUAUCAAGAUAUAUUUUCUAUUAAUAUUGAAGAGUGCGCCAAACUUAAAAUAUACACUCAGCAACAUGCAUUAGAAUAUCUAGGAACUAGAGUCAAGAUUAGUAGAAGGAAUUCUGGAAUUAUUCAAAGAAGACCACCUUCAGAAGAGGCAUUAGAAGUUUUAGCGGCCAUUGUUCUUGCUCAUAUUCCAAUAAAAAAUUUAAAUUUCAGACCUAAAAUAAUAUAUUUUGCAAUUAUGACAAGAAGAGUAUUAAUGGCUAUGAAAAAUCCAAAAAUGGUGGAUGAUCGUGACUAUGUUGGAAAUAAACGUUUAGAACUUGCAGGGCAACUUCUUUCUCUUUUGUUUGAAGAUCUUUUUAAAACCUUCAAUAGGAAUUUAAAAUUAAACAUUGAUAAGGUUCUUAAAAAGCCUAAUAGAACUCAAGAAUUUGAUGCAUAUAAUCAAAUUUCAAUACAUGGUGAUCAUAUAACAUUUGGGAUGAUUAGGGCUAUAUCAACAGGAAAUUGGUCUUUAAAAAGGUUUAAAAUGGAAAGAUCUGGCGUUACUCAUGUAUUAAGUCGUUUAAGUUAUAUUAGUGUUCUUGGAAUGAUGACACGAAUAUCUAGUCAAUUUGAAAAAACAAGAAAAAUAAGUGGGCCUAGGGCUUUGCAGCCUUCUCAGUUUGGAAUGUUAUGCCCUUCUGAUACUCCAGAAGGAGAAGCAUGUGGUCUGAUAAAAAAUUUGGCUUUGAUGACACACAUAACUACUGAUAAUGAUGAAGAACCAAUAGAAAAGCUCGCAUUUAUUCUUGGAACAGAAGAUAUAAGUUUAAUAACUGGGCAUGAACUUUAUGCCCCAGGAACAUAUGUUAUUUAUUUAAAUGGAACAAUUCUUGGAAUUACACGAUUUCCAGCAAAUUUUGUUUCAAAUUUUCGAAAACUUCGUAGAAAAGGACGAAUAUCAGAAUUUGUGAGUAUAUAUAUUAAUAAUCAUUACUGUUCUGUACAUAUUGCAUCAGACGGAGGUAGAAUAUGCCGUCCAUUAAUUAUUGUAGAAAAUGGGAAAUCGAAAGUAACACCAAGACAUCUGAAGUCUUUAAAAGCAGGAAAAAUGACAUUUGAUGAUUUUUUAAAAAGAGGAUUAGUAGAAUAUUUAGAUGUUAAUGAAGAAAAUGAUUGUUAUAUAUCAAUAUAUGAAAAUAAGCUUUCAGAAUCAACUACUCAUUUAGAAAUUGAGCCAUUUACUAUAUUAGGAGCAGUAGCAGGUCUAAUACCAUAUCCCCAUCACAAUCAAUCUCCCAGAAAUACUUAUCAAUGCGCUAUGGGAAAGCAAGCUAUUGGCGCUAUUGCAUGGAACCAAUUGCUUAGAAUCGACUCUUUGCUGUAUUUAAUGGUUUAUCCUCAACAACCUCUCGUAAAGACAAAAACUAUUGAGUUAAUAGGCUAUGACAAGCUUCCAGCAGGACAAAAUGCUAUCAUAGCUGUCAUGAGUUUUUCUGGAUAUGAUAUAGAGGAUGCUUUAAUAUUAAACAAAGCUAGUAUAGAUAGAGGAUUCGGUAGAUGUCAAGUUAUGAGAAAAUAUGCAACAACUAUUAAACGUUAUGCUAAUGGAGCAUAUGAUCGCCUCGAGCAUCCUGAUAGAAGCGAAGAUGGGCAGUUAGUAUGGAAAUAUGAAACUUUAGAAGAAGAUGGUUUGUCAGGUGUUGGAGAAAAAAUCGAAUCAGGACAAAUUUACAUUAAUAAACAAAUACCUACCAAUGCAAAUGAUAAUACAAUUGCUACUGGAAUUCAACAACAUGAAUUAUCAUGGAAAGCAGCUCCUAUGGUAUACAAAUCUCUUGAACCUGGGUAUAUCGAUAAAAUGAUGUUAACUACUACCGACUCUGAUCAAACACUUAUAAAAUGCUUAAUUCGUCAGACUCGUAGACCUGAACUUGGUGAUAAAUUUUCUUCACGACAUGGUCAAAAGGGUGUAUGUGGUCUUAUUGUACAGCAGGAAGAUAUGCCUUUUGAUCAUAAUGGGAUAACUCCCGAUAUUAUUAUGAAUCCUCAUGGGUUUCCAUCUCGUAUGACAGUAGGAAAAAUGAUUGAGCUUUUAGCAGGAAAGGCAGCGGUUUUAAACGGAACAUUACAAUAUGGUACUGCAUUUGGAGGUAGCAAAAUAGAUUAUAUAAGUCAAAUUUUAGUAGAAAAUGGCUAUUCAUAUUCCGGAAAAGAUCAGCUUACUUCAGGUAUAACAGGAGAAGCACUUCAAGCAUACAUUUUUUUUGGUCCUAUUUAUUACCAAAAGCUAAAACAUAUGGUUCUUGAUAAAAUGCAUGCACGCGCAAGAGGGCCUAGAGCCAUUUUAACACGACAACCAACUGAAGGACGAUCUAGAGAUGGAGGUUUACGUUUAGGGGAAAUGGAAAGAGACUGUCUUAUUGCAUAUGGUGCAUCUCAACUUCUUCUUGAACGUCUAAUGUUAUCAUCUGAUGCAUUUGAAGUUCAUAUUUGCGAAACCUGUGGUCUAAUAGGUUACAAGGGCUGGUGUAAUCGAUGCAAAAGUACUAAAUCAGUUACUAAACUCACAAUUCCUUAUGCUGCUAAACUUUUAUUUCAAGAAUUAAUUUCAAUGAAUAUCAUUCCUAAGUUGAUUCUAAAGGACGAGUUUUGA
Pneumocystis murina B123 is the source of this 3498-nucleotide messenger RNA. Its product is annotated as DNA-directed RNA polymerase III subunit RPC2. Gene Ontology annotation, molecular function: ribonucleoside binding; DNA-directed RNA polymerase activity; DNA binding. The transcript is spliced from 14 exons. Gene Ontology annotation, cellular component: RNA polymerase III complex. The coding region runs from base 1 to 3498 and encodes 1165 amino acids. NCBI's taxonomy places the organism in Eukaryota, Fungi, Ascomycota, Pneumocystomycetes, Pneumocystales, Pneumocystaceae. The record is from RefSeq and is a predicted model, not a curated record. Gene Ontology annotation, biological process: DNA-templated transcription.